AUGGAGAAUUUGGAUAUAGAAAGAUGGAAAUUAUAUGAAUUAUCAAUAAUAUUAAAUAAUUUUAAUAUAAAAGUACCACAAAUAACAAAAUCUGUAAUAAAUUCGUUUGGUAAAAUUUUAGAUAUUUUUGAUUAUAAUUUUAAACUUAAAAAUCCAAAAUUUAUUAAUCAAAUUGAAAAUAAUAAUUUAUUCGGAAAUUUAGAAAAUAAUAAUUUACUCGGAAAUUUAGAAAAUAAUAAUUUACUCAGAAAUGGAUUAGUAAAUGGAUUGGAGAAUGGAUUAGAGAAUGGAUUAGAGAAUGGAUUAGUAAAUGGAUUGGAGAAUGGAUUAGUAAAUUUGGAAAAUGGUGAUUUACUGGGAAAUAUGGAAAAUAUAUUACCAAUUAAUAUAGAAUUUUUAUCUAAAAAUACUAAAAUACAAUAUAACAAUUAUUUAACCAAUUUAAAUAAAUAUAAUAAACUAAUAGAAAAUAAGAUUGGUAAUGGGAGUGGGAGUGGGAGUGGUAAUGAGGGGGGAAAUGGGAAUGAGAAAGGGAAUGAGGGGGAAAAUGGGAAUCAGUUGGAAAAUGAGACUAGGAAUGAGAAUUUGAAUGAGAAUAAAAAUUUAUGUUUAAAUUGUUUUAUAAAAUUUGGUAUAAAUUAUUGUAAUAAAUGUUUUAAAUAUUUUUGUAAUCAAUGUUUUAUAAAACAUUCUCCCGUUACGGUGCUUGGUCCAACAGACAGUAAUUGUGCUAGUACUGGAAAAGAUGAUAAUAAUAGUACUAAUAAUAAUCCUUUAACUAAUACUGAUACCACAGGUACCACAGGUCCAACCACCAGUACUAAGGAUCCUACUGGUGCUAAGGAUACCAUUGGACCAAGCACCGUAACUAAGGGAAAGGGAGCUAAUUUUACCCUUAUGGAGUGUACCCCUCGAAAGGGAGCUAAUUUUACCCUUAUGGAAUGCACCCCUCGAAAGGGAGCUAAUUUUACCCUUAUGGAAUGUACUACUACUAAUCCACUCUAUACUAAUCCUCUAACUACUACUAUAACUACUACCAAUCCUCCUAUUACAGGACUUGAAGUAAUGUUAUAUAAUGAAAUUAAAACAUUUCCAUAUGAAUUAUGUAAUAAACAUCCUAAUUCUCCUAAUACUCCCGUUAAUCCUAAUUCUUCCCUUAAUCCCCUUAAUCCUAAUACUACCCUUUCUCCCCUUAAUCCUGUCAAUCCAAUCAAUCCUGUUAAGAAUGAGUUAGAAAAAAGAUUAGUAUGUAUAACAUGUGAUUUUAAAUUAAUAUGUGAGAAAUGUAGAUUAGAACAUAGAAAUCAUAAGAUAAUAAUAAUAGAAAUGGGAAUAAUAGAAAUAAAAGAAUAUAUAAAUGAUUGUAUAGGAAUAUUAUUAGAGAAGAAAAAUUCAUAUAUUCCAAUAAAAUUAGAAUUAAGACAAAUAAAAUUAAAUGAAAAUAAUAGAAUAAAUAAUAUAAUACAAUCAAUAAAUGAUAUAUUACGUAAUAAAAUAUAUAUAAUAGAAAAUGAAAUAAAAAUAUUACAACAACUUUGUACAAAUCAAUUAAAUUAUUUAUUAAAUUUAAGUAAUAAAUUUAAUAAUUAUUUAAUUAAAAAGUUAUUAAGAUUAAAAAAUUUUUUACAAAUUAAUGAUCCAGGAUUACAAUUAAAUAUUUUUAUAGAAAUUAAAAAUGAUUAUGAAAGUUUAUUAUAUUUUUCACAAGAUUUAAAUGAUUUAAUACUUGAUAUACCACAUUGGCAAUUAAAUGUUAAUAAUAUCAAUAAUUUAUUAAAUGAUUUAAAUUUUAGAAUUAAUAAUAAUUUAGAAGAAUUUUUUACAUUAUUUCAAUUUUUCAUUAAUAUAAUUAAUGAAACUAGAGAGUUUAUUUUGAGCGUUACUUCCGUUACGGUGCUUGGUCAAGCAGAAAGUAAUGGACCUAAGGUUAGUAGUAGUAAGGGUAUUAAGGGAGUUGGUGAGGAUAUUGGUACCAUUGGAGCAAGCACCGUAACGGAGGAAAAUAAUAGUACCAAAAUUGCUGCUACGGGAAAGGGAGCUAAUUUUACCCUUAUGGAGUGUACCUCCGGAAAGGGAGCUAAUUUUAUGGGUAUGGAAUGUACUAUGGGUAUUAAGGAUACUAAGGGAGUUGGUGUGGAUACUAAGUUAGCCCCUUUUGGGGUUGGUGGAAAGGGAGCUAAGUUAGCCCCUUUUGGGGUUGUUGGCCGUGGACCAGUCACCGUAACGGAGGAAAUAAUAUAUAAUGGAGAAUUAAGAGGAAUAUUUUGGAGAAAAGAUUAUAUACAUAGAAUCAUAUGUAAAAGAGCUAUAAUAUUAUAUAAUAAUAAAUUAUAUAUCUUUAAUAAUGAUAAUCCAUUUAAUUCCGUUACGGUGUCAGGUACACCAAACAGUACUUCUCCUAACAGAUCUACUGGUAUUAGUACCAUAGGACCAAGCACCGUAACUCAGGGAAAGAGAGCUAAUAACACUUUUAGUACUACUGGAAAGGGUACCAUUGGAGCAAGCACCGUUACGGAGGGAAAGGGAGCUAUAGGUAGUAGGUUCGAAUCCCAGUCCAGUAAUAUUACUGGCCGUGGACCAGACACCGUAAUGGAAGAAAUCGAAUCAAUAAUAGAAUUAAAAUCAGUAAUAUUAAGAACAUAUGAUGAUGAAAAUUUAUCAGAUUUUUCCAAAUUAAUACGUAUAAGAAUGCCAAAUGGAUUUGAGUUAAUAGAAAAAAAUGGAAAAGAAACAAGAAUCUGGUCAUUUACAAAUGAAUCCAAAAAUUUAAUAUUAUUAUGGAUCUCUAAACUUAAAUUAUUAACUAAAAAUAAUUUUACUAAUAAUAAUUUUAAUAAUAAUAAUUUGAGUAUUGGGAAAGAUUUUAAUUUACCAAUACCACCAAUAAAUAAAGUUAAUUCUCCCGUAACGGUGUCAGGUACUACGGGAAAGGGAGAUAAUUCUAUGGUUACAGAGUGUACUAUGGGAAAGGGAGCUAAUUCUAUGGGUACAGAGUGUACUACGGGAAAGGGAGCUAAUGAUAGUACUCCAAAGGGAGCUGUUGGUACAGUUGGAGCAAGCACAGUAACGAAUGAUUUUAAAAAUAUAUCAAUAGAAUUAAAAAAAAUAAAAGAAAAUUCUACAUUAUUAUAUGAUAAAUGUUUUAAUAAAUUUAAUUCCCCCGUUACGGUGUCAGGUCCACCAGAAAGUACUACUACUAAUAUUACUUCUCCUAAUAGACUUACUAAUAGUACUAAUAGUACUACUAAGGAAGCCCCUUUCGGGGCUGGUAAUGAGGAUUCUUCUCUUGGUGGACCUGUCACCGUUAUGGAAGACCCCGUAACGGAAGAAAUCGAAUUAUCAGUUGGACGUUAUAAAUUACCAAAUCCUAAACACCAAAAAUUAAAUAAUAAUUUAAAAAAAGAAAAAUUAAAUAAUAAUUUAAAAAAAGAAAAUUUAAAUAAUAAUUUAAAAAAUACAAAAUUAAUAGAAAAUGAUUUUUACCCACAAAUCAUAUCACCAAAAUCUAUACAUCAAUUCUUUCAAUCCAAAUAUUAUUAA
Theileria annulata is the source of this 3540-nucleotide messenger RNA. RefSeq lists its product as uncharacterized. The record is from RefSeq and is a predicted model, not a curated record. The transcript has a single exon. NCBI's taxonomy places the organism in Eukaryota, Apicomplexa, Aconoidasida, Piroplasmida, Theileriidae. Bases 1 to 3540 code for a protein of 1179 amino acids.